AUGACAGAAUUUGAGAAAGAAGUGAUGAUGUUAGAUAAGUUUAGAAGUGAUUAUAUCAUUCACUUUUAUGGAGCAGUAUUUAUUCCUAAUAAAAUAUGUAUGGUAACAGAAUGUGCAGAAUAUGGAUCACUACAAGAUGUGUUAAUUAAAAAAACAGAGAAUGAAAUACCAAUGAAUCUAAGAAUAAAAUUUAUGAUAGAUGCUGCAAAAGGAAUUGAGUAUCUUCAUUCAAAUGGAAUAUUACAUCGAGAUAUUAAACCAGAUAAUAUUCUUAUUGUAUCACUUGAUAAUGACAUUGAAGUUAAUUGUAAAUUAACAGACUUUGGAGCAUCCAGAAAUAUUAAUAUGAUGAUGACAAAUAUGACAUUUACUAAAGGGAUAGGUUCACCAAAAUAUAUGGCACCUGAAGUACUAAAUCGAGAACAUUAUAAAAUGCCAUCAGACAUAUACUCCUUUGCAGUCACAAUGUUACAAUGUUUUACAUGGGAAGAUCCAUUUCCUAAAACACAAUUCAAAUUUGCUUGGGACAUAGCUGAUUUAGUAGCUAAUGGAAAAAGAACAAACCAAAUUGAAAGAGUAACAAAUCAACAAAUUAAAAACUUGAUUGUUAGAAGUUGGGAACAAGAUACAAGAAAAAGACUUAAUAUUACUGAUAUUUUAAGUAGAUUAAAAACUAUAGACAUUGCAAAUUAA
Molecule: messenger RNA, 693 nt
Organism: Entamoeba nuttalli P19
Lineage: Eukaryota; Evosea; Mastigamoebida; Endamoebidae
Product: tyrosine kinase, putative
Exons: 1
Coding region: 1-693 (230 amino acids)
Biological process (GO): protein phosphorylation
Molecular function (GO): ATP binding; protein kinase activity
Source: RefSeq, a predicted model, not a curated record